UAUGUGAGUCGACAGUGGAAAAUAAGCACAACUGAAAAAAGACUGGCAGAGCAAGAUUUUGAUCAAUCACCAUCUUUAUAAGAUAGUAUAAGCAAACAAAUAUAUUUCUUCUAUUCACUUACAUGUCUGUAGUGAGUUCAUAACAAAGUAGAAUAGUCAGAAAAGAGUAAAAGGCCUACCAUUGUUUGUGUUAAAGAGCAGCCAUGAGUAAGAAAUCUCUUUGUGUGCUUUUCAUCAUUUCCUUCCUUCAAACAGGCAUCUCCAACAACAGAAUAUCUAUCAGUCUCAAUCAGGAGGGAGAUAAUAUAAAUGUCACCUGUGCUCUAUCUGGGAAUGAGCGUCUAACUCAAGUCAACUGGGAGAUGGUGCAAGGUUCUAAUCACACCAAACUGGGAAUCUUUCAUCCUAGUCAAGGCAUUUACAUCUUCCCUAAACACUCUGGCAAAGUAAAGAUUGAGGGGCAACAAGGCCCUCUGGCAUCCUCAAGCCUGUCUUUGCAAAAAGAAGCACUCAAUGAGAGUGAACUAAUCUGCUGUCAGUUCAUUACCUUUCCAUCAGGCAGUCUAAAGGAAUGUGCUGACAACAGUGAUGCAGUGCUAAAAAGUGUGCUUAUAUCACCAGCUGAACCCCAUGCAGGAGGACUAAAGCAGAGUUUAUUUGGACAAUUUGGAGCUUUGACAGUUGGAUGCAUACUUUCUCUCUUAUUUCUGACCAUUCUUAUCUAUAUUUGUCAGAAAUGUAUCUGUAGGAGAACACAAGUGCUUGAGAUACAGCAUGUGUAUACAGGCCCAUCAGCAUUUGCAGAGAUGUACACAGAGGAGACAUGUGAACUACAUCACUCCCCCUCCCCCUCUGGCUUUGACCCUUCAAAAUUAUAUGCAAAGAUUAAAGAGGAUCUAUAUUAUGGACGUCUAUGGAAGGCCUACCAAGGUAGAGCACGCGUAUCAACACAAGGGGGCCUGACUGGUUCAAGACAAAUUUACUACCUUUUAGGUGAGAAUCCCUUACCACAAAAGGAUCCAGAUCCCAGCCUGGAAAUCCCAGAUGCAAUGACAAUGUCAUCAUCAGACAAUAGCAUCUGAAUCUACUAUCACCAGCUAGCCAAUAAAAGCUAUGACUUGCACAACAAAAAAAAAAAAUUGUAUUUAAUUGCAUGUAAUUGUAUUACAGUAGUGCUGCUUCAAAAGAUUUCUAUAAAUUAUGAGGUAGCCAGAGUCAUAGAAAUCACAAAAUGCUGAGUCCUUUUCAAAUUAAAUAUAGCUACUCUAUAGUACAGUGAAAAAACAGCAUUUUUUUAAAUUUCUGUGAGUUUAAAUAAUAUAUAUAUAUAUUUUUUAGAAAAUCUGUUUUCAUUGGUGACAAAGUGUCUGUGUGGGUGGAAGUAAAAAAAAAGUAACUUUUAAAACAUGCCUGUAUUAGUGUGAACUGUACUGUACUGUAUGUUUAAAGUAUACAAAAGUUUGUAGGCGGCACGGUGGCUUAGUAUUUAGUUCUGUUGCCUUGCACUUCCAAUGUCGGGGUUUGAGUCCCGUCUUGGUGUGCAUGGAAUUUGCAUGUUUUGCCCGUGAUUGAUGGGUUUCCUCUGGGUACUUUGCUUCCUUCCCACAGUCCAAAAACAUGCAGAUUAGGCAUUCUCAAAUUGCCCGUAGUGUGUGUGUGCCCUGCGUUGGAUUGGCACCCUAUCUAGGGUGUACCCCGCAUUUUGCUCUUACUCUCCUGGUAUAGGGACCUGGAAUUUUCCUGCAACCCAGUAUACAGGAUAAAGCAUACCGAUGAUGAUGGAGUGAUUGAGUGAGUAAGUGAGUGAGUAAAGUUUGUUUAGAUCAGGCAACUGUAUAUGUACACAAAAUAUUUUACAAAAUAUUUUUAAAACACCUAGAUACCUUAUCGUGUGCAUGUACAGUACAUAUACUGAAUUUGCACAAAUACUGCUAUCUUAUAGCCAUUCUGCUUCUAACCACUUAUGCUUCAUAUUUAAAUAACAAUUUUACAGUCAAAUCUUGAGAUUGACUUAAAAUAAUCUACUUACUUCAAUUUAUUACUUCUUUCUCAGUAAGUAUAUUUUUGUUUUUCCUCACCGCCCUUUUUUCCUUAAACAAUGUAUGGACUCAUGGACUCAUGGACUUUAAAAGCAUACCAUUUGGCCCAACAUUAGGGAGAUCUCCACCUGUAUUGGGGGUGUCUAACAAUUUUUUGUUUUCAAAUACGCUGUGCCCCAUUAAUUUUAAGAGCAAGAGGCUUAUCAAAACAACAUGAUCUACUUUUCCCAUCUAGUGCAGUUAAAUAUCAUAAAUAUAUUAAAUUUGUAUAAAAGCAAUCAGGUUAUUAUUAUCGGGACUGGUUACUGGCAGCAGUAUAUAUUGAUAAUAGUGUAAUUUAUGUCACAUUGCAACUUUGUUGAAAAUGUUAGUGCUUGCAUGUGCAUUAGAAAAAAUCUUUUUUAAUGGGAGUUUUAUCCAUUUAUUUUGCAUGGAAACUAGCAAUUUACUAUAUUUGUGUUCAUUAUAUCUGUAUGUUGUAUGUCGUAUGUUUUUAUGUUGAGUCACCAAUUAAGUUUAUUUAGUUCAUAUUAUUAUUUGCUAACUAUGAGAAGUGUAUCUCGUGCUAAAAUACAAUGAUAUUUAUAUAUAUACUUUUAUAUAUAAAAUAUUAUACCAAAUUUCUUAUUUAUAUAAUUUCAAAUAAGUAUUUUGUAAUUUAAUACAAUUUUAAAUUAUAUCAUAAAAAAAAUAAUACAUUUCUUGGGAUCUCAAAUGUAUGUUUUCCAGAGUAGUGACUUAUGUAAAAAGCAGUAAAUAUAUUGAAAUGAUGGUGGUUUGGUCAUGUUCAUAUUUAUGUUGGUUUAUGGCACAAAUUUUAUCUGUAUGCCCCAAGUAGCAAAAUAGAUAUGUCUUAAGAAAAUGCUGUUAUUUUAAAUGGUUGUUCGAAAUUAAAUUAUAUGGUAUGGUAUAUGGUACUGUUAAACAAAAACAGUUAUAUAUACAGUAUUAGAAUCUGUUUAAUUAUCAAUGCAAGUAAAUGCAUAUUAUAUCACCACUAUGACACUCUACGCACAACGUUUGUUUGAAUAUAUGCUUUGCAUGGAACUGAAAUGAUUUAGAUGUUGCAUGUCACUCUCAUUUUGUCAUUUACCACUCUUUCAUUACAGCUCUGUGGCAUGCAUGUACAUAGAAAAAAAUGUCCCUUAUUAGUGUAAAUCUAAGUUUAAAGCCUGCACAUUCUUAAUGUUAAAAUGAUGUUCAGUUGGCCUCCAGUACUAAUAUGCUAAUAUGUAAAUGAGUAAAUGCACACUGUUUUGAGGGUUUGCCUGCUUUGACACACCUGGACAAACUCCAUAGAAAAGCACGUACACAACCAAGCCUAUGAUUGAAGUUGCCUUAAACAAGCUUAUGAGAUUGUCAUAACAGGCAAACUUUGUCCUGUAGUCAUGGAAAUUGUCCUGAAAUGUUAAUGUGUCACAUGCAGUACCGGAGUAUGUCUAUGCAGUGGAUAGUACUGAAAAUCUGACAGUAGAGAAUCCAUUAACACCUUAACUCAAACAUUUAUAUGAUAUUUCUGUGCAAUGUUCAUUCCCUGAUGUAUGUAAUCUAUAUAUGCUAAAUGUUGACAUGGAUAUUGCUU
Molecule: messenger RNA, 3621 nt
Organism: Clarias gariepinus (North African catfish)
Lineage: Eukaryota; Metazoa; Chordata; Actinopteri; Siluriformes; Clariidae
Product: immunoglobulin domain-containing protein
Exons: 5
Coding region: 204-1082 (292 amino acids)
Biological process (GO): cytokine production; positive regulation of immunoglobulin mediated immune response; positive regulation of Fc receptor mediated stimulatory signaling pathway
Cellular component (GO): external side of plasma membrane
Source: RefSeq, a predicted model, not a curated record